Molecule: messenger RNA, 1525 nt
Organism: Amphibalanus amphitrite
Lineage: Eukaryota; Metazoa; Arthropoda; Thecostraca; Balanomorpha; Balanidae
Product: neuralized-like protein 2
Exons: 5
Coding region: 139-1017 (292 amino acids)
Biological process (GO): intracellular signal transduction
Molecular function (GO): ubiquitin protein ligase activity
Source: RefSeq, a predicted model, not a curated record
AACCUGUAUCGGUCGCAUUGGAACGGUGGAUCGGUCUAUAACAACAACAAGGCUAUAUAAAAACCGUCUUUAUCUCUCAAGCUGAUUUUUGUCUGAUGAGUGCAAGUUUGGAUUUGGACUGAGACUGAGAGCCUAACAAUGCUGGGAGAGGCUGGAGCUUCAUCACAGGAGCUUCCCUUGACUCAGGAAGGAUCCAAUGGGCUGCCGGCCGGGCCGGACGCGCUGGCGGCGCUGGCCGGCCGGCACGGCGCGCCGCUGCUGCCGCGCACACACCACUUCCACCGACACCACGGCUCCAACAUCAUACUCUGCGACGACAAUACGGCCGCCUACCGCAAGGCCAGCUUCGCCAACGCCAUCACUUUCAGCCAGCGCGCCCUCGUGCCCGGCGAGAUCUUCUGCAUCGAAAUCGAAAAGACGGAGCCCGGCUGGAGCGGGCACCUGCGGCUGGGCCUGACCCAGCUGAACCCCGACACCGGCUUCCCGCUGCCCUCCUACGGCCUGCCCGACCUGGUCAGCCUGCGCGGCUCCUGGCUGGUGGCCGUCAACAAGCCGCCCGACGUGCCGGCGCCGGCCGCCGCGGUAGGCGCACCGCGCACCGGCCGGCCGCCCGCACCGGCCGGCCACCCGGCCUACCUGCGCACCGCGUUUAAGACGGUGCCGCGUGCGGCGCUGCGCGCGCCGGCCGGCAGCGGCGUGCUGCCCACCGACGUCGGCUCGCGGCUGGGCGUCAUGUACGUGCCGCGAGCCGGCGGCGAGGUGGCAGACAUGCACCUGAUCGUCAACGGCGACGACCAGGGCGCCGUCGAGAAGGAGAUCCCACUGCGCGGCGCGCCGCUUCACGCCGUGGUCGACGUCUACGGAUCCACCAAACUGAUCCGGAUCGUGCAGCUGUACGGAGUUCAGUCGCUGAUGAGUUCGUGCCGUGAGGUGAUCCUGCAGCAUUUGGUCGGCAGCCGCGUCUCCCAGCUGCCCCUGCCCCCGGCGCUGAAGAACUUCCUCGCCUUCAAGAGCUGAGUGGCGGCGCGGGGGGGGGGGGGGGGGUCUGUCAGUGCCGGGUCCGCCCCGGGAGGGUCUGCCAGUGCCGCCGGGUCCGCUCCGGGAGGGUCUGCCGCCGGGUCCGCUCCGGGAGGGUCUGCCCCCGCCGGGCUCGCUCAGUUGAGCCGCGGUAGCCGCGCCGGCCGUCGACACGAACCGCCGGCCGCGGCCGCUGGGCCUUUGUCAAGGACUGGCGUGCUGGGCGGCUGGCUGACGGAGACUGGACUCGGACUGUGGACGGACGGACGGCGGGGUGGACCCGUUCUGUGGACGGCCGGCCGGCGGGGUGGACCCGUGCUGUGGACGGCCGGCCGGCGGGGUGGACUCUGACUGUGGACGGCCGGCCGGCGGGGUGGACUCUAACCAGGGCUGCGGAGUCGAUGGAUUUUCGGCGACUCCGACUCCGACUCCGACUCCGGCUUUCAAAAACCAGCUCCGACUCCGACUCCAACUCCGGGCAGAAUUGUCGACUCCGACCGACUCCAAC